ACUCACAAAACCAAAUUGCUUUGCACUACUAAACUAGCAUCUUACGAAAGCAACCACUAAACUAAAGAAAAGCCAUGGGGAAUUGCUUGGUGCUGCAGGAGAACGUUGUGAAGAUCAUGAAAACCGAUGGGAAAAUUCUUGAAUACAAAAUACCCAUCAAAGUAGAGGAGGUUCUGAUACAAUUUUCUGGCCAUGCAGUAUCUGAAUCACUCACAGUCCUGCGGUAUCUUGAGCCAAACACAAAGUUGCUCAAAGGAAAGUUAUACUACCUAGUUCCUCUGCCACCACCAUCGCCAAAAACUAACAAGAAGGUGAGGUUCGCGGAUCCAGAAGUUCAAGACAUGAAAAAAAGUAACGUGGUUAGGAUUAAGGUGGUUAUUAGCAAGCAAGAGUUGCAGGAUAUGCUGCAGAGUGGAGGGUUUUCGGUUAGUAAGAUGAUGUCUCUUGUUCACGAGGACAAGGGUGAAGAUUUGUCUCAAAAGAGUGAGGAUGUCUCUCAAGGGUGGAAACCAGCGUUGGAAAGCAUACCUGAAGUAAAGUAGCAAUAUAUUUGAAGAUACAAUACAUAGAGUUUCUUUGUCCCUCCUUAUAUUUUUCCUUUUUCUAGCUUAUACAGUGUAACAUGACAUAUAUAUUAGAGGAAAAACUUUUGACUCCA
This is a messenger RNA of Cajanus cajan (pigeon pea), 658 nucleotides long. RefSeq lists its product as uncharacterized. The record is from RefSeq and is a predicted model, not a curated record. Lineage: Eukaryota; Viridiplantae; Streptophyta; Magnoliopsida; Fabales; Fabaceae.